AUGGCACUCGACGCUGCUGACGCUCGCUUCAUGGACGACCUGUUCGCUGAUCUAGAUGCAUCGCACUUCUCCAUACCUCCUUCGCAGAGCCCGCCGAAGAAAAGGGCAACUGCCAUCACACCCUCGCAAGAGAACAAGGCUUUCCCCUAUCACAAAGCUGGCCCCCCACGUCCAAGCUCUCCACAUGCUAGAUCCCCGCUCAAGGACUCGACGCUGUUUCAGUCUCAGCUGAAAGUUGAGCAUGACAUCGAAGACUGGUUCCGACAACCGCCAAUAGCAUCAUCAGGCCCAGCUCGCCGCGUCGUCUCCGCCUCGGGAGUCAAGCGUCAGAAGGUCGAUCAUGAGAUCAGCGGCAAUAAUGCGCCUUCCGCGUCAAUGAAGCGAUCAGCAUCGGCUGCAGUCCCCGCUAGGCCUCGCACACACAAGCAAGCACGUCAACGGAUCGACUUUACACGCUGUCGAGUCAUUGCCGUAUUAGACAGCUCGUAUGAACUUUCUGCAGAUGGACCGGGCACUUCGACAAGAACACGGCCAGAGAAACUUCUGCUGCUCGAGACCGACAAGCACAGCAAGAAAGCGAAGCAAGGCAGUCCAUCGAAGGGUGACAGAAGCCAGGUUUCCACAGAUGGAGAAGUCGAGACGCUGCUCGCGUCCCUUCGCGACGAUUGGCUGCAGACUUUGAUCUCUGUCGGCAGCAUCGUCCAUCUGGUCGGUCGCUUCGAGGAUGCAGAUACCAAGAUCCCUGUUGUAUUGAUGACGCAACCCACGGCCAGCAGCGAGUCAACGCGAGACGACAGAGCCACAUCGAAGCUCAAAGUGGCGAUAGAGGAGCUUGCAGUCAAUCAAGCCCAGCCCCGCAACACGGACAACGAUGACAAAGAAGACGACGACCUGUGGGACGACCUGGCUUCGAUGCCGUCGCUGUCACAGUGCGCUACGCAAGAACUGCUCGCUUCCGAUGAUGCGCCUCGGGCCAGGACCAUGGUCUUUGCAUCGCGCUCAGCUACCUUGAAGAGCUCGGAAGGCACCGAUCGUGCGCUCGACAAUCUCCUGGUCGUCCACCCUGAUGUCCUUGUGCCCGCCACCAAGGUCGCAGACGUCGCCUCGUGCAUCCGGAAGCCUGUCGUGCAAGAUCGGCUGCGUGGCGCAUCAGAUGUCACCAUCAGCCUCGUCAUGGGCAACAUGCUUCACGAACUCUUGCAGGCUUGUCUCACUGCGUCGGCAUCAGAUCACAAAUCGAAAGGGUCCUUGCCAGAGAUCGUCAAAUCCGAGGACGCCAAGGACGCAGUCACGACAUCAUCCCCCUGGCCAGAGGGAUGGCAAGGCAUCGGCGACUUCAGCAAAGCCUUCGUCGAGACACAGAUCGAGGAGCAGGUGCGGUCCAACAUUGAGAGCCUGUACGCCAUCGACCUGAGCGCCGAGGACGCUGCGGUCCAGUUGCGAGAGAAGGCUGCUCCCUUUGCCCGCUUUGCUCGUACGUUCCUGCUCCGAGAGAACGACGAAGGGUUUCACCCAGAAGCAACGUUGCGGGAAUCGGGCCGCUCAGCUGCUUCGCCCCAAAGCAAAGUCAGACUCAGGCGCAUCCUCGAUGUCGAAGAAGAAAUCUGGAGUCCGAUCUAUGGCCUCAAGGGCAAAGUCGAUGUCUCGGUCGAAUGUGACAUUCUCGAGGAGUCCGACGUCCCUACAUAUAAAACCGCAACAGGUCAACAAGGGCAAGCGUUCUCGCGAGGGCACGCGAACAACACUACUACCGAAGAAAGCAAGCGCCGAGUCACGACUUCAGUCGUGCCCCUAGAGCUCAAGACAGGCCGCGCAGAGGUUGUUUCGACCGAGCACCGCGCUCAAACAAUGAUGUACACGCUCAUGAUGUCGGAUCGGUACGGAGUUCGCGUCGACGACGGGCUGCUCUACUACUCCAAGUCGGGCGAGCUGCAUCGUAUCAGCCGAAGCCGCAACGAGGUGCGCAGUCUCGUCAUCGGCCGCAACGAGCUUGCUCACUACCUGCGCCACGAUAUGACUCGACUGCGCAAGCCUGAUGCCGGUGCAUCGAACGAGCCUGUUCAGGUGCUGCCACCGACGAUCGACAGCGAACACAAGUGUCGCCGCUGCUACGCUGUGGAUGGGUGCAUGCUGUUUCGUCGCGCGAUCGAAGAUGUUGUCGAGCCGUCAGAAGUCGCCAGAAGCGCGCCAAAGUCCGGCCGGAUGCUGUCCAGGAGGACGCCGAUCGCCGAUGUCUUCGAGCAAAAGACAGAGCACCUCACGAAUAUCCACCUCGAAUUCUUCCGCAAAUGGGACCGCCUGCUCAAUCUCGAAGAGGAAGACGCCGUGCGCUUCCGUAAAGAGAUGUGGACGAUGACUGCCGAGCAGCGCGAAAAGGUGGGUCGCUGCUUUGGAAACAUGCGACUUGACGUGGAUCCCAGGAGCCUCUCGCCGGGAAGCUCGAGCUCGAUGCGCAGGGUUCUCCAUCGCUUUGUCCGGCAUGUAGAUCCGACCCAGAACGCCGAAGCUGGUCUGCUGUCGGGGCACAUCCAGGUCAAUGAUCCCGUCACCAUCUCGAUCGAACCUGACAUGCUCUCGGUAGCUCAAGGCUUCGUGUCCAGUCUCACACCGACGAGCGUCGAGAUCGGUCUGGACCACUCCCUGGAUGCAGUGAUGAGAAGAGCAUCGGAGAAGGAGCAAGCCAUGACGCAGGAGGCGCCAUUCGACAUGGCGUCCGCGACUGAGCGCAUCGUGUUUCGCAUCGACAAAGACGAGCUGGGCAGCGGCAUGGGCCGAGUCCGGGCGAACCUGGCCGCCCUGUUCUUGACACCGCAGCGAGGUGGUGAUGUCAAGCGACGCGAGCUGGUUGUUGAGAUGCGAGCUCCGCGUUUUCUCUCGAAAGAGCAGCUGCCGGAGGCUUUCACUACCAGCUCGACACACGAUUCUUUGCAGCAGAUCCUCGUUCAGGUACACGCGGAUGACAGCGUCAACCAAGACCAGAAGCUCGCGAUCGACAACGUGCUCUCUGCGCAAGACUACGCCCUCGUCCUUGGCAUGCCAGGGACGGGAAAGACGACGACCAUCGCCAAGCUCAUCGAGCUGCUCGUGAGGCUGGGCAAGCGGAUCCUAUUGACCAGCUAUACACAUUCGGCGGUGGACACAAUCCUGCGCAAGCUCGGGGAAGAUCAAAAGGAAGAAGCGGACGAAAGCAUGCGCAUCCUGCGCCUAGGAACCAAAGACAAGGUGCAUCCUGACGCCCAUCGAUUCCUUCUUCCUCGCUGUGCGUCCAUCGAGGAACUCAAAGACGCUUUCGAGUCGCCCAACGUGGUAGCAGCGACAUGUCUGAGCGUGCAUCACACCUUCUUCUCGUCUGGCAUCGCCAAGAAGAUGCGCAACCGCACGGAUGCGGAUGAUGACGGUUCGCCAAAGUACUUGUUCGAUUACUGCAUCGUAGACGAAGCGUCGCAGAUCCCUCUGCCGACCUGCCUGGGCCCAUUGCGGUUCGCGGACAAGUUUGUGCUGGUGGGCGACCACCACCAGCUCCCGCCACUCGUCAAGAAUGCGGAGGCCAAAGCGGGAGGACUGGAUGUGUCGCUGUUCAAGCUGCUCUCGGACCGACAUGGCGACAAGGCGAUGGUGGCGCUGAGGUCGCAGUACAGGAUGAACGAUGACAUUAUGCGCCUGUCGAACGAAUUGGUGUACAGCGGGCAGCUGCGGGCUGGCAGCGAGAGCGUUCGGGACCGGACGCUGCUGUUACCAGACAUGCAAGCUGCUCUGGCCAUCGCAAGAGAGGACAGAUGGAUGCAGGAUCUGCUGCAGCCCAACAGCAAGGUGCGACUGCUUGAUACGUCCAAGCGACCGCUUGACGAGGUGGGAGAGAGCAAGCACGGCGACCUGGUCAAGAAUCAGUUCGAGGCUGAGCUCGUCGUUCGUAUUGCCUCCGCGCUGGUGGCUGGCGGAUGCAAGCCAAGUCAGAUUGCGGUCGUGACACCGUACAGACAGCAGAUCAAGCUUCUACGAUCGCUUCUCCUUCAGUACUCCUUGUCUCGAAAGCACGCCACGCAAGCGGAUCAGCUGGAGGACAUGGAGUUGCUGACUGCGGACCAAAGUCAGGGCAGAGACAAAGACGUGAUCCUGGUCACCUUCACUCGGGCCAACUUUUCCUCAAAGAAGGAGGCGGACACCAUGGAAGCGAAGGGAAGCGCAGGCGGAAACACAGGAGAGCUGCUCAACGAUCUUCGCAGGCUCAACGUGACGCUGACGCGAGCCAAGAGGAAGUUGAUCAUGGUCGGGCACAGCGCCACAUUGGAAGGGUCUGCGAUACUCAGACCCUUGCUCAAGCUCGUAAGGGAAGCUGGAUGGGUUCGAGAGCUGUAG
This is a messenger RNA of Kalmanozyma brasiliensis GHG001, 4356 nucleotides long. Its product is annotated as DNA replication factor Dna2, N-terminal. Gene Ontology annotation, cellular component: cytoplasm. NCBI's taxonomy places the organism in Eukaryota, Fungi, Basidiomycota, Ustilaginomycetes, Ustilaginales. The coding region runs from base 1 to 4356 and encodes 1451 amino acids. The record is from RefSeq and is a predicted model, not a curated record. Gene Ontology annotation, molecular function: 5'-flap endonuclease activity; single-stranded DNA helicase activity. The transcript has a single exon. Gene Ontology annotation, biological process: replication fork reversal.